AUGGCGGAGGAAAUUCAGAAUGCUAAGUUGGUUUCAAAUAAUGAUCACUCGGGAAGUCAGUUCAUUCAGGACCCUGAGCUGGAGGCAAUCAAGGCCCGUGUGUUUGAGAUGGAGGAGGAGGCUGAGAAGCUGCGAGAGGUUCAGUAUGACGCAGGGAGACAGCUCCUCUACAGCCCACAGGCAGGCUUUUUCUACAACAUGACCCAGGAGGAAAGAAUUGAUGCUGAUAACAGAUCAGUCUACGUGGGGAAUGUGGACUAUGGGACAACUGCAGAUGAGCUGGAGAUCCACUUUAAUGGUUGUGGCCAUGUGAACAGAGUGACUAUUCUCUGUGACAGAUUCACAGGCCAUCCCAAAGGGUUUGCGUACGUUGAGUUCUCAGAGAAAGACUCAGUUAAGACUGCCCUGGCCUUAGACGAGACUUUAUUCAGGGGACGAGUCAUAAAGGUAAUGCCAAAAAGAACCAACAUGCCUGGCAUCAGUACCACUGACAGGGGGUGCUUGCGAGGUGGCUUGUUUCGUGGAAGAGGCUUCCGUGCUUCCAGAUUCAGCAACGGUUUUCCAGGCAGGUACCGCUGCCGUUUCGCCAGAGGAAAUGGAAGAGCCCAGCCUUGGUUUGCCCCAUACUGA
Messenger RNA from Chanos chanos (milkfish), 630 nucleotides. It is a transcript of the gene pabpn1l, whose product is annotated as PABPN1 like, cytoplasmic. Lineage: Eukaryota; Metazoa; Chordata; Actinopteri; Gonorynchiformes; Chanidae. Bases 1 to 630 code for a protein of 209 amino acids. Gene Ontology annotation, molecular function: poly(A) binding. The transcript has 7 exons. Gene Ontology annotation, cellular component: nucleus. Gene Ontology annotation, biological process: nuclear-transcribed mRNA catabolic process, deadenylation-dependent decay. The record is from RefSeq and is a predicted model, not a curated record.